This is a messenger RNA of Phaedon cochleariae (mustard beetle), 932 nucleotides long. The record is from the annotation of a GenBank genome assembly. Lineage: Eukaryota; Metazoa; Arthropoda; Insecta; Coleoptera; Chrysomelidae.
AUAUUUAGCCGUCAUUGUCCUGAUAAUCUUAAACUUUAUAUAAAAUUGAAUAUCCCCAUGGAAAAUCCUUAUUCCUUAUUUGUUUUGUUGAUGUUGAUGCGUUCCUGAAUCCUGAAUAUACUUUUAAUUUUCCAUUUUACCAUUUAACAAGACAAUGUUGAAUCAAAUUAAAAAUAAAAAUGAAUUCCAGGCAGCUACACAGAAUCAAAACUUGUCUGUGAUACAUUUUCAAGCAGAAUGGGCUGAACAAUGUGCACAAGUGAAUGAACUUCUAGAAGCUUUGGCCUCUCAACAAAACUAUUCCAGUGUGAAAUUCUACUCUUGCCCUGCUGAGGACUUUGCUGAAGAAUGUUUGAAAUACAAAAUAGAAGCAGUUCCCACCAUCCUCUUAUUCCGAUCUGGAAACCUAUUGGAAACAGUCCAUGGUGCUGAUCCUUCAAAAAUAGCUGAAGCAGUGAAUAAACAUAAUUCUAGUGGAGACAGUUCUGCAGAACCAAUUUUAUUAGAACAGAGGUUGAAAGCACUAAUUAAAAAAGCCCAUGUUAUGCUCUUCAUGAAAGGAGAUAGAAAUACCCCACGCUGUGGAUUCAGUAAAAAAAUUAUAGAGAUAUUGAAUGAUACAGGAGUUCCAUAUGAGACUUUUGAUAUCCUAACAGAUGAAGAAGUGAGGCAGGGUUUGAAAAAAUUGUCUGAUUGGCCAACAUACCCACAACUUUAUGUUAAUGGAGAACUUAUUGGAGGUUUGGAUAUAAUCAAGGAAAUGCUAGCUUCUGGUGAUUUAGAAUCUGCUCUCAAGGGCUGAUCAAAAUUAUAAUAAAAUAUUUUAGUAUCAUCAUUAUUAUUUUGUUCUCAUUCAGGUUAGAGAUAUUUAUAUAUGUUGCUUGGUUUCAUGUUCCUGUGAAGGAAAAUCAAAUAAAGUGUUUGCAGCUGAA